AUGAAGAACGCCGCUCUCCUCUCCGCCAUGGUGCUGGCCGCUGUGGCCGUGCGAGCCUUGCCCACCGCUACGCUAGCUGACCACCUGAUCAAGGGUCGCUCUGUCGACAAUGCCCACUUGAGAGCAAGAGGCACCUCGACGCGCGAAGGAGAGCAAUCCUUCCUUCGAGCUCGCAACAGCGCUAGUGCGCACCUGCCUGGCAUGGACCACGUCGCUGACGAAGUGCAGCUGGCUCGAAGCCUCGUUCAAGAGGGCAGCGAUUACGCCGCCCUCGCGAUGAUGAACGGCAAAAGAGAUGUCUCGCCAGCGAUCGACGCUCUGGAUGCGCGCAAAACGCCACCAGGGGUAGGCCACAUUGGCAAUCUGGGUCCCAUCUUCAACGGCAAAAGGCAGCUCUCGCCAUCCACUGAGCCCCUUGAAGCUCGUCAAGAGCCUGUUUGGAAUCAGCGCGGAGGCUUUGGCGGUCCGAUCUUCAACGGCAGGAGCGACGCAAUGUCCAACGAGACUCUCGAGGCGCGCUUUGAGAAUGCGAGCACGCCCCACGCGGAUCAAGACGUCCACACCGCCGAGGGGACGCAAGCGCCUCACCAGGACCACCUUGCUCAGCGAGACGCUACGCCGAUCGAGUCUCUCGAAGCGCGCCAAGGAGAUGGGAAGAAGAAGCUUCGCUGGUCUGAUCACCCCCAGCACGUCGGUAAGCGUGAUCUUGAGCCCACCCAAUCGUUUGAGGUGCGUGAUCCCGAGGAGAUGGAUCACCAUGAUACGAUUGUCACUCGACCGGGCAGCCUCGGCAGGCGCGAGCCGAUGCCCAGUCCAGUUCCUCAGCCCAAAAAGCAGCGAGGCAACAGCCAGGCGCACGUCCAGAAGAAUCCCACGAAGGCGCCUCACGGUCAGACCCGAAAGGCGACUCGUAAGCCGAAGAAGACCAAGGUCGGUUACGUUUAUCCGGCUUCCAAGGACCCUCUCGCCGCUUUCUAG
Messenger RNA from Ceraceosorus guamensis, 978 nucleotides. RefSeq lists its product as hypothetical. Lineage: Eukaryota; Fungi; Basidiomycota; Exobasidiomycetes; Ceraceosorales; Ceraceosoraceae. Bases 1 to 978 code for a protein of 325 amino acids. The record is from RefSeq and is a predicted model, not a curated record. The transcript has a single exon.